AACAGAGUACUCCGCUCUCUCUAGUGCGCCCAUCCUUUCCCGAGUUCAAACACACACUGAUCCAGAGGCGGCGGGGGUCCCAUGCCGGCGCCGACGGUGGUGAGGCGGCCGCGGAACCCAGUCCCAGCUGCCCUGAGAUACCCCUCUUCCGGGGGGGGAUGGUCCAGCUGCGGCGGCGCGGCGGGCACCACCCGUGCCCGCGCCGCGCCGCUCUGCCUGCGGCGGCAGCGCUCCUGCUCUUCCUCCUCGCCGCCGUCGCGCUGCUGUACGUCUCCCCUCCACCGCUCUCCGACCACCCCGCGCUCGCCUCCUCCCGCCACCACCGCUGGGUCCAUGUACUGCUGAACAGUUCCGGCGACGGCAGCAUUGAGGAUGCCGAGCGCAGCGAGGUUUCCCGUGUUCUGAGAAAUGGUUCGACUGUGGUGGAUGACCUGUGGGGUUCAAAGCUUGCUAGCAAAUAUUACGGGUGCAGCAACUCAAGCAGCAAGUUCCUUGGUUCAAAUAUAAUUACAGAACCAGACCGCUAUUUGAUGAUUGUUACAAGUGGAGGCCUCAAUCAACAGAGAACAGGAAUAAUUGAUGCUGUUGUUGCUGCACGUAUUUUAAAUGCCACGCUUGUUGUUCCCAAACUGGAUCAGACAUCUUUCUGGAAAGAUCCAAGCAAUUUUUCUGAAAUAUUUGAUGCCGAGUUGUUCAUCUCAUCUCUAUCAAAAGAUGUAAAGAUUGUUAAAGAGCUUCCGGAGAUAGGAGGUAAACUUCGGGCUCCUCACAGAAUGCGUGUCCCCCGAAAAUGUACCGAGCGAUGUUACUUGAACCGUGUGUUGCCUGCACUUCUUAAGAAGCAUGUUAUUCGAUUGACAAAAUUUGAUUAUAGAUUAGCAAACAGGUUGCAAACUGAACUGCAAAAGCUGAGAUGCAGAGUCAACUAUCAUGCACUGAGAUUUACUGCCCCAAUACAAGAGAUGGGUGAAAAUCUAAUACAAAGAAUGAGGGAGAGGAGCAAGUAUUUUAUUGCUCUUCAUUUAAGAUUUGAACCUGAUAUGCUUGCCUUUUCGGGGUGCUAUUACGGUGGUGGAGAAAAAGAGAGGAGAGAACUUGGUGCAAUACGGAAAAGGUGGAAAACGUUGCAUGCUAGCAACCCAGAGAAAGGAAGAAGGCAAGGUAGAUGCCCACUAACUCCUGAAGAGGUUGGUCUGAUGUUGAGAGCACUGGGCUACAGAAAGGAUGUACACAUUUAUGUGGCUUCUGGAGAGAUAUAUGGAGGUGCAAGGACUCUAGCACCACUUAAAGCGCUCUUCCCCAAUCUCCACACGAAAGAAACAAUAUCACGCAAAGAGGAGCUGGCUCCAUUCUCUAAAUAUUCGUCUCGCAUGGCUGCACUUGAUUUCAUUGUCUGCGAUGCAAGUGAUGCUUUUGUGGCUAACAACAAUGGCAACAUGGCUAAAAUUUUGGCUGGGCGAAGGCGGUAUUUUGGGCAUAAGAGAACGAUCCGACCAAAUGCUAAAAGGCUCUAUCCCUUAUUUUUGAACAGAAGAAACAUGUCAUGGGACGCAUUCUCAUCAAAAGUGCACAUGUUUCAGAAAGGAUUUAUGGGAGAGCCCAAAGAGCUGAGGCCAGGAAGGGGGGAAUUUCAUGAGAACCCCUCUACCUGUAUCUGUGAAAGGACCGAUGGCACAGUAGCCAAAUCCAAAUCUCAAAACGAUCAAGUCUUGAAUAAUAUUACCGAGAGAGGCAAAGCCAUUGGUGAGCCAGCAGUUCCUAAUUAUACUGACAAAGAGGUUGGCGAAUCUGACGCAGAAGAUGCUCCUGCAGAGAAAGAGGAGACGGUUGACACUGAACUGGACGAGGAUGUGUUAGUCAGACCAGAGGAUCCUGAGCUGGAACAGAUUCUUUCAGAUUAGUUAAGUUAUCCAGGGUCAAAGAUGUUUCGCAAACCAAUUUUUCGCUGAGCUACUGACGAAUUUUGCCCCUCUAAACUGUACAUAUUUUUUUGCAGUGUAAAUGUACAUCCUCCACUUGAGCUCGCACUCCAUCCUUCCUUCUCAGUAACCCUAUCUGAUCUUUUUGCUUGUAACAUUUGUGGUUUGUUAUAGCUUGUAGCGGGUUAUUCUUCUGUUUA
This is a messenger RNA of Phragmites australis (common reed), 2119 nucleotides long. Its product is annotated as O-fucosyltransferase 16-like. The record is from RefSeq and is a predicted model, not a curated record. Lineage: Eukaryota; Viridiplantae; Streptophyta; Magnoliopsida; Poales; Poaceae. The coding region runs from base 159 to 1901 and encodes 580 amino acids. The transcript has 10 exons.